Apis mellifera (honey bee) is the source of this 1403-nucleotide messenger RNA. RefSeq lists its product as uncharacterized. The transcript is spliced from 5 exons. NCBI's taxonomy places the organism in Eukaryota, Metazoa, Arthropoda, Insecta, Hymenoptera, Apidae. The record is from RefSeq and is a predicted model, not a curated record. Bases 561 to 1301 code for a protein of 246 amino acids.
UAUCAAUUGAAUUUAUUUAAAUUAAUAAAUACUUUACAUUCAAUAGUUGACAUCAAUCAAACGAAUAUUUGAAUUUCAAAUUUUUCUCAAUAAAUAAGAAUUGAAAAUCUAUAUCUUUUACUAUUUUAUUUGUGAAAUUAUUACACAUUAGAAUAAAUGUAUUGUAUUGAACAAUUUUUUAUUUUCAGGUCUCUCAGAUUUCUCUUUAAUAAAAAUAUUUUGUUGAAUCGAAACGAUAACGAUUUCUUAUCAAUGUUUUUUUUAAAAUGAAGAAAAUUAAAGAAGAAAUCUAUUUUUAAUAUCAAAAUCUAUACAAUUCAGUUUGCACCACAAUAUUCAUAUAUGUUAUUGAUCAUAUCUACUUUUAUCAAUAUAUCAGUUGAUAUCAUAUAUUUAUAUCAUUAUUCUGAAUUCUUUGGUCAAUAAAAUUCGUUCUUUAUUGAUUAAAUUCGAUAAUCAGAUAAGGUGCAACUAGAUAAUGCAAUGAAAUCACAAUAAAAAUACAGAAGUUAUGCGGUAGUCAUAUUGUCGAAUUAAACAUUUGUCUACAUUAGUUCAUCAUGAUUGUUCAAAUUCGAUUACUUUUUUUACUUUCCAUUUUAUUCACUGCUAGCUUUGCGAAUUUUCAAGAUGUUGCAAACAAUAAUGAAAGUUCUGGAAAGAUAUCGGCUAUACUCAACAAAUUGUUCGACACGGCAUUACCUUCAAUUCAAAUGUUUAUUUUAAAACAUAAAUUAGAUCCUAUGAAAUUGGAUGAUCUAUCCCAAAAUCUGAAAGGAGUAAUAAUUCACCAUAGAACUCUUAAUUUAACAAACGGUUCUCUUCAAGGAUUAUCAAAUGUAAGACGGGCAAACGAUAUUAUUUUGUCUUUUGAAAACAAAAUUCUAACUCUAGAUGCAACUCUAGGAUUCGACGAUCUUAAGGCUAAUUAUAAUUAUCAUCUUUAUGAUUUACUAAUCAAUAAAAAAGGAAAAGUUUACGGUUAUAUCAAGGAUAUAGAGAUGCGAAUAAUAAUAGAUUUAGAUAUGAACAAUUAUAAAGUUGCUGUUCCUAUGGCUAAGAUUAUUAAAUUAGAUAAAUUUGAUAUCGCUUUUAAGGGUAAUAUAGAUGAUCCAAUAAUAAAUGCUGCAAUUAAAGCUAUUACUAAAAUAUUUCGUACAAGUAUUAUAAAUAUGGUGAAUACAGAAUUUUCGAAAGCAUUGCAGGAAUUUGUAGGCGAGAUCAAUAAGAAGAUACCGCAACCUAACCAAGUAUUAGAUAAUGAUAACAUUUGGCACUAUUUAAAAUUUAAUUUAUCUUAGAUGGCUUUGUUUCAUCUAAUACAAUUUAUUGAAUUAAAAAAAAGAUAUCUGAUGUAAAAAUGUAUAAAAAUGUAAAAUAAUAAAGUAUCCCAUUUCAAUAUA